Molecule: messenger RNA, 777 nt
Organism: Adineta steineri
Lineage: Eukaryota; Metazoa; Rotifera; Eurotatoria; Adinetida; Adinetidae
Source: the annotation of a GenBank genome assembly
AUGUUUAACGCUCGAAAUUACUCGGAUAUGUUUUCGUCGAACAAUAAUAAACCUCAAGCAAUUAUUGAUCUGAAUAAAAUAUUAUAUCUGACCGAUUGGAUCGAAAUAAAACGAAUGGAAACAGAAUUCAUAACGAAUGGCUGGUGUUUUGUCUUGUUACCUACAGAACUAAUUCCGGAUUUAAAACUUGGCAAUGAACUAUCGAAUUUUUUUGAAUCUAACGAUAGAAAGACAAAAUAUUCACAGAUACUGCCCAUAUAUGGUUAUUCUAAAGUAAAUCACAAGGAAGGAAUCAAAUUAUUAACUGGAAGUUAUUUUGGCGACUUUGCAUAUAAAGGAUUAGUGCCGGCAAUGCUUGUUAAACCGUUGAAUUAUCUUUCUCAAGUAUUGGAUACUAUAACAAAACGUCUUAUCGAAAUUCUAGAUCAACAUUUAAUUUUUCAACAAAAAUCAUCUUUGUCAUCUCUGAUCAAACAUGCCGAUUUACCAUUAGAAGAUGAACAUUUUGGCAUGCUCGACAUAGUAUCUUACUUUAAUGAUAAAAGUGACGAUGAGCCGAUGGAUAUUGGAACUGUUACAUUCGAGAAUCUUCCAGAAUCCGCUUCAAUAACGGUGUUACCUGGUGAAAAAAAGUUGGAUUUUUUGAAACGAGUUGAAAUGGCAACAGGUUUAUCAACGAGCAAAAUGGGUCCAGUACGUUAUCAACUUGAAAAACAUGUCAUUUCAUAUCCAACGACCAGCUGUCAAAUCAAAAAGACAUCAUACUACUCUAUCUAA